AAAACACUCAAAAGCUUUACGUAUAUGAAUUUACUGCAAAAUCUUGAAAUAGGUUUAGAAUAAAAAUGACUGAAUUAGCUACCAAUAGUAGUGAAAAGGAAGAGUUAUCUGACAAUUCAGUGGAAAAAUGGUUCGCUGUUGAUAAUUUCAAAGAGAUCAAGGAGAAAAACAUAUAUCCCAAUAUCACUGUUUUCAACCGUAAGCUUUAUACAUUUGGGGAUUCCAAGGAAGUUUUCAUUAAAUUCUCUAGAAUAAAUAGCUUAAUUCCUUCACAAGAUGAAAUUACUUAUUUGGAUACACGUAGCUGUAUGGUAAGAAUUUCACAAGAUAGAUAUAUCGUGGUUGUGAGCAAUGAGAAAGGCGAAACUGCAGUAAUAGGUGAACUAUUAAAAAGAUAUAUUUCAAAGAAUAAUUUGAAUCAGUACGAUACUAAAAUUCAUAAUGCUGAAGAAUACAAAAUUCUCAGCUUGAGUGAUUUAUAUGACCCAGAAACUUUAACUGCUGAUAAAUUGGUAGAAUAUGCAUCGUCUAGAAUUAAAACACGGUUUGAGAAAUAUAUAACAUAUAUUAGAGGAUAA
Messenger RNA from Scheffersomyces amazonensis, 578 nucleotides. RefSeq lists its product as uncharacterized. The transcript has a single exon. NCBI's taxonomy places the organism in Eukaryota, Fungi, Ascomycota, Pichiomycetes, Serinales, Debaryomycetaceae. Bases 66 to 578 code for a protein of 170 amino acids. The record is from RefSeq and is a predicted model, not a curated record.